Messenger RNA from Linum tenue, 1483 nucleotides. Lineage: Eukaryota; Viridiplantae; Streptophyta; Magnoliopsida; Malpighiales; Linaceae. The record is from the annotation of a GenBank genome assembly.
UUUCAUUUUUGCAGCCAAUUGGCUACCUAACAAAAUCAACAAAAAGAAUCCAAACAAUAAAGUUUCCAUCACAGUCUUGCUCUCGCACAGCCACCGCCGGCACUAAUCCACGAUGUCCCUCGUAGCCGCAGCUCCGCCCUCCGGCGGCCCUAUCAUCGCCGAAGUCGAUAUGGGUGCCGAUUCCUCCGCUCCCGUCGUCAGAGCCACCGUCGUACAGGCGUCCACCGUCUUCUACGACACUCCCGCUACUCUCGAGAAGGCUGAAAGACUGCUAGCUGAGGCAGCUGGGUAUGGCUCUCAGCUGGUUGUGUUUCCAGAAGCGUUCGUCGGCGGCUACCCUAGGGGUUCCAAUUUCGGGGCUGCCAUUGGGAAUCGAACACCAAAGGGCAGGGAAGAGUUCCGAAAGUAUCAUGCUGCAGCCAUUGAUGUACCUGGCGUUGAUUCAGGUCCAGAAGUGGAUCGAUUGGCCGCCAUGGCUGGGAAGUACAAGGUGUUCUUGGUGAUGGGUGUGAUAGAGAGGGAUGGAUACACGCUCUACUGCUCGGUUCUGUUCUUCGAUGCGCAAGGUCAUUACUUGGGGAAGCAUAGGAAGAUGAUGCCAACUUCGGUGGAGCGAAUCAUCUGGGGGUUUGGAGAUGGAUCGACCAUUCCUGUUUUCGAUACCCCCGUGGGGAAGAUAGGUGCUGCCAUUUGCUGGGAAAACCGAAUGCCCCUCCUAAGGACUGCCAUGUACGGGAAAGGUAUUGAAAUCUACUGUGCACCAACCGCUGAUUCGAGGCCAACUUGGCCAGCAUCGAUGACUCACAUUGCUCUCGAGGGUGGAUGUUUCGUGUUGUCUGCAAACCAAUUCUGUCGGCGCAGAGAUUACCCUCCCGCUCCCGAGUAUGUGUUUGCAGAGAUAGAGGAAGAGCUUGGCCCUGAUUCUAUUGUGUGUGCAGGAGGCAGUCUCAUUAUAUCUCCAAUGGGGACUGUUUUAGCUGGACCUAAUUACGAAGGAGAGGCACUAAUAUCUGCUGAUUUAGAUCUUGGAGAAAUUGCAAGAGCAAAGUUUGAUUUUGAUGUGGUGGGGCAUUACGCAAGGCCUGAAGUUUUGAGCUUGACCGUGACGGACAAUCCAGUCAGUGCCGUUUCAUACACUGCAUCAUCAGCUGCUGUAAAAAUUGACAGCUCUCAGACGAAGAAAAAGUCUGUUCCCAGAUCAUCAGCUGUUUGAUUGGAUGGAGAAGGGAGCCAAGCUAUCUCACGUUUUGGCUGUCAAAUGUAUGAUAAAAAUUAGGGGACUUGCUUGUAUGUUAUUAGGUUCGUGUUGUACCAUGAAUCUGUUAUGAGAAACUUCUCUUGUCGAUUCAAUGUAGAGGACUGUUAAAGCUUAAAGUCAGCUGCUUUCGUAAUCUGUGUUAUGAGAGAGAAUCGAUCGAUUUUAUUUCACCAAAAAGUAAAUUACACUGUUCAGCUUUUACAAUAUAUAUUAGUUCUAUUCUAC